CUUCAACCUGAGACAGUAUUGAACUACGCGCAGUAUUCGACUUUUUAAACACGAGGGGUUGUGAUCUUACAUAUGGUGUCCCAUCAGGAUGUGUUUAAAGAUGAUAUUGUUUAUUACUUACAUGAUGACUCCAAAUGCGCGUUUAUUGGCUCUGUUGUGAUGGCAGAUGACCGCUUACAGCACAGUGAGACGGAAAAUGGAUAUAAAAAAAGAGAUGAAAAAGAUCGCAUGGUUAAGAUUAACUGGAAACAUUUUGGAGAUGCCAACUUCGCACCCAGCAGUCUAAAACUAAGUCAAGUUCAUUUUCUUGACAGAAGUUAUAUGCCUGGAGAGGUCGUUCAAAAUUUAGAAACGGAUACAAUCGGAACUGUUUCAAAUGUCUACCUGAGUGCUCAUGUUGAAAUAUUGGGUUACCAAAGGGCUAUUUUUGAUGUUCCUUGUAGUCACCUGAGAAGUGUCUAUGUAAGUAAAUUGUAUCUCAUCUUUGUACAUUUGAUUACAUUUUUUGUUUAUAAGGCGUGACUUUCUACAGCUUUGAGUAUCCAACUACGUGUCUAUUGAAUAUUCUUUCUGUUAGUUGCAGUAAUGGUGUUUUUCUGAAGUAAUGGUCAUGUAUCACUACCAGUCAAAUUGUAAAACAACUAAGAUUGUAUGAUCAACAGAGUCCUGCUUCGCAUCACCACAACCUCGUGGUUUUGAGAUAAAAACUUUCUCAUCCUCAUCACAUCGCGAGCAGUUUUUCCAUUUGCUGAAGUUUUGC
Messenger RNA from Trichobilharzia szidati, 760 nucleotides. NCBI's taxonomy places the organism in Eukaryota, Metazoa, Platyhelminthes, Trematoda, Strigeidida, Schistosomatidae. The record is from the annotation of a GenBank genome assembly.